AUGCCUCCUAAAUUCGAUCCUUCUGAGGUGAAAAUCAUCUACCUUCGUGCCACCGGUGGUGAACUUGCCGCAUCCAGUGCGCUUGCUCCCAAAAUCGGUCCCUUGGGUUUGUCGCCCAAGAAGGUCGGUGAAGAUAUCGCCAAGGGCACCAAGGACUGGAAGGGUCUCCGUGUCACUGUCCAAUUGACCAUCCAGAACCGUCAAGCUCAGGUCGCCGUUGUCCCCUCGGCUUCCUCUUUGGUCAUCAAGGCUCUCAAGGAACCCCCAAGAGACCGCAAGAAGGACAAGAACAUCAAGCACACCGGCAACAUUGCCCUCGAGGAAAUCAUUGAAAUCGCACGUACCAUGCGAUUCAAGUCUUAUGCUCGUGAACUCAAGGGUACUGUCAAGGAGAUCCUUGGUACUGCUCACUCUGUUGGUUGCACCGUCGACCGUCAAAGCCCCAAGGCCAUCUGCGAUGCCAUCGAUGCUGGUGAAGUCGAAAUUCCCGAGAAAUAAACGAUUUGUGAACGCGGUGAAAUUUUAUCGAACAUUCUUUCAUUGCAUCCCCACUAACAAUAAUAAAAAUUUAAACGCAAGUCUUUGGAUCAGAUACAAUUGACACGCUUGGAUAAUGUGGACGGAUCUGAUUCGUCAACUACUGUGAAGCGAAAAGAAAGAGAACGCUGUGAGGUGAAUGCGGGAAAU
Messenger RNA from Radiomyces spectabilis, 687 nucleotides. RefSeq names its product 60S ribosomal protein L12. Gene Ontology annotation, biological process: translation. Bases 1 to 498 code for a protein of 165 amino acids. Gene Ontology annotation, cellular component: cytosolic large ribosomal subunit; ribosome. Gene Ontology annotation, molecular function: large ribosomal subunit rRNA binding; structural constituent of ribosome. The record is from RefSeq and is a predicted model, not a curated record. The transcript has 4 exons. Lineage: Eukaryota; Fungi; Mucoromycota; Mucoromycetes; Mucorales; Radiomycetaceae.